AUGGCAUCUUCUUCUCAUUAUCACUACCAUAACGAUGACGAUGAUGAAGAUUAUGUUAAUGAUUACGUUGAAGAUUAUGUUAAUGAUUACGUUCAAAACUUUGAUGAAGAACCAAAAAAGCGGAAGCAACGUAUUUAUAUGGAGAGGUUCCGAGAAGACGGCCACCAGAAGCUCUGGAAUGAUUACUUUAGCGAGACUCCAACUUACAAUCCCGAGUUAUUCCGCCGACGGUUCCGAAUGAACAAAUCUUUGUUCCUGCGUAUUGUACAACGUCUCGAAACCAACAUACCGUAUUUUCAACAAGGAACCGAUUGUACCGGACGGUCUAGUCUAACACCCCUACAAAAAUGUACUGCAGCAAUCCGACAGUUGGCUUAUGGCGGUGCAGCUGAUUCGCUUGAUGAGUAUGUCCGGCUUGCUGAAACGACAGCUCGGAAAUCUUUGCACAAAUUUACCGCCGAAAUAAUCAGCUUGUUUGGUGAUGAAUACCUACGCCAACCGACACAAGAGGAUCUGCAAAGACUUCUCUAUAUUGGAGACCAACGUGGGUUUCCAGGGAUGAUUGGCAGCAUCGACUGUAUGCAUUGGGAGUGGAAGAAUUGCCCCACUGCUUGGAAAGGAAUGUAUUCCCGAGGAACCGAAAAACCAACAAUUGUUUUGGAGGCGGUAGCUUCAAAAGUGAACUUCAAUGUUAAUGGUAAUCAAUAUCAUUUGGCAUAUUAUCUCACUGAUGGUAUUUAUCCUAAAUGGGCGACUUUUAUUCAAUCUAUCCGACUUCCUCAAAGUGAGAAACAUUCGUUAUUUGCUAAAACCCAAGAAGCUGUUCGAAAAGAUGUCGAGCGUGCCUUCGGAGUUCUGCAAGCUAGAUUUGCCGUAGUGAAAAAUCCAUCCAAGCUAUGGGAUAAAGACAAAAUAGCAAAUAUUAUGAAGGCAUGCAUCAUACUCCAUAAUAUGAUUGUCGAGGAUGAACGAUCAUCAUACACUCAGUAUAACGUGAGAGAAUUUCAAGAAAGCGAGGAAGAUGAUACAUUCACCGUUACUCCGAAUUCAAAUCUCGGCACUGCAAUGGAUCGUCGAUCGAGCGUCCGUAACAGACAAGCCCAUGAACAAUUAAAAUUCGAUUUAAUCGAAAAUAUUUGGGCUAAAUUUCGACAUUUUCCAAAUAACCAAUGA
This is a messenger RNA of Brassica rapa (field mustard), 1173 nucleotides long. RefSeq lists its product as uncharacterized. The record is from RefSeq and is a predicted model, not a curated record. NCBI's taxonomy places the organism in Eukaryota, Viridiplantae, Streptophyta, Magnoliopsida, Brassicales, Brassicaceae.